Messenger RNA from Pseudoliparis swirei, 4776 nucleotides. It is a transcript of the gene carmil3, whose product is annotated as capping protein regulator and myosin 1 linker 3. Lineage: Eukaryota; Metazoa; Chordata; Actinopteri; Perciformes; Liparidae. Gene Ontology annotation, biological process: cell migration; regulation of Arp2/3 complex-mediated actin nucleation. The record is from RefSeq and is a predicted model, not a curated record. Gene Ontology annotation, cellular component: lamellipodium; plasma membrane.
UGCAGGCGCGGAGGCAGGACAACAACAACAAGAACAAGAACAACAAACAAGGGAGAUAGGCGAGCGGAGGAAGAAGAAGCGCACCAUGGCCUCAAAGGACACCUCUCUGGCGGGCUUCGUCAACGUCAGCAGAGAGAUCACAGAGAGCAUCAGGAAGGCCCUGGACAAGCAGGCCAUCAGGUUUGUGCGAGCCAUCAAGCAGGACGCCAGGGGCGGCAAGACGGAGGACCGGAUUCUGGUCCUGGCCACAUGGAGACUCUAUCUGUUCGCUGUCAAAGUUCCCACCAAGAUGGAGGUGACCUUCAACUUCUUGGAGAUCCGAGCCAUGAACACCUAUCCGGAGCACCAGGUCGUCAUCGACACAGACAAGACCACGUACUCGCUGAGGCUGCAGACCCAGGACCAGCUGGAUCACAUGGUCAAGCACAUCAACUCCGCCCUCUCCCGAGUCUUCAACAACUCCAUCUAUGCUCCUCCUAUUUGUCGGGCAGAGAGCGACCUGACGGAAGAAGGAAGUCACACGUUUUCACCAAACUCCGAAUUGUCAGUUGAGGCCCAGAAAACAUGCGGAGGCUUCUCCGAGACCUACGCGGCUCUUUGCGACUACAACGGCAUCGGCUGCAAGGAGGAGGUGCAGUGGGAUGUUGACACCAUCUACCACUCACAGGACAACAGGGAGUUCAAUUUACUGGAUUUCAGCCAUCUAGACAGCAGGGACUUGGCAGUGAUCGUGGCAGCCAUUGCGUACAACACCUGGUUCACCAAGCUGCACUGCAAGGACAUGCGCCUAGGGUCGGAGGUCGUGGACCAGGUCCUGCACACAGUCAGCAAGUCCAACCGUCUGGAGGAGCUCACUCUGGAGAACGCGGGACUCAAAUCGGAUUUCCCGCAGAAGAUGGCGUCAGCGCUGUCGGAGAACCCCGCCUCGGUGAUUCACUCCCUCAACCUGUCUCACAACACGCUCGACAACCAAGGAGUCUCCAACCUCAUUCAACAAGUGUGCCGCCUCAACAAGGGACUGCGCCUCCUCAAUCUCUCCAAGACCUCCCUGUCCUCCAAAGGUAUAGUGACUCUGUCCCAGGCGUUGUGUUCAAGUGACGACUACUCUAAUUCUCUGCUGCAUCUGGAUCUCAGCAAAAACCCCGGGGUUCUGUCCGGAGAAGACGCCACGAACCUGUACAUGUUCCUGGCCCAGCCCAACUGCCUGGUCCACCUGGACCUGUCCGGGACCGACUGCAUCGUGGACUCGCUGUUUGGGGCCCUGCUGCGAGGCUGCUGCGCUGACCUCUCCUACCUGAACCUCUCCAAGAACUCCUUUUCUCACAGGAAAGCGAGAGAUUCUCUGCCAACUUUCCGCCAGUUCUUCAGCUCCGCGUUCAGCCUGACCCACGUCAGCCUGGCCUCCGUGAGAGUCCCGCCCGACUCACUGAGGGCCCUGUUCCUCGGUCUGUCCAAUAACCCUCAUAUCUCUGACUUGCACCUGGACAUCAGCGGCUGUGAGUUGAGGUCGGCGGGCGCCGGCGUGAUGCAGGAGCUGUUCCCCCGGGUUUCAUGCGUGGGGACUUUAGACAUCUCUGAUAACGGUUUGGAUGCUGACUUGCUGGUUGUCAUCCCGGCGUUCUCCCGGCACCCCUCCCUCAAACACCUGAUGCUGGGGAAGAACUUCAACAUCAAGGGCAGGGUGCUGGAUGAAACUCUGCAGAAACUGGUUCAUUUGGUGCAAGAGGAAGAGUGUGCGCUGCAGUCCCUCUCCCUGGCCGACUCGAGGCUCCGCCAGCGGGGCACGGUGCUGGUCAAUGCCCUGGGCUCCAACGCCUGCCUGCGGAAAGUGGACCUGAGCGGCAACCUCCUGGAGGACUCCGGGGCCAAGAUGCUCAGCAAAGCGCUGCAGAUCAAUACAACACUCAGGAGUGUGAUGUGGGAUCGCAACAACACCACAGCGAUAGGCCUGCAAGAUGUGGCGAGAGCGCUGGAGCACAACUUUACCCUUCAGUACAUGCCCCUCCCCCUCGGUGAUGUCACCCAGGCGUACCGCGGCGCCCCGGAGAAGACGGACCAGGCCCUGACCAGGAUCCAGCGCGCCCUGCUUAGGAACAACCAGACUCAUAGUUUCUCUCAGAAACAGGCUCUCCGGCUGAACCAGGGCCUCGUCACCAGCACCGCUGAACAAGUGAUGGAGCGUCUGUGCGUGCGGCAGCAGCAGGUGUGCGUCCUGAAAGGCAGCGAGGAAGGCGAGGAGCUCCAGUCGGCCAGGCAGAUCCUCAAAGAAGCCCGGGACUCGAAAGCUCUGUACCCCUCCCUGUGUGAGUUGGCCCAUGUGUUGUCGGUGGACGGCCCCGUCAAGCAGCGCCUGGACACUCUGGCUGGAGAGCUGGCCAAGGCGGCCGACAAAGAGCUGCAGGUGGUGGUGGACUCGAUGGUGUCCCUGUGCCGAGAGCUGUGUCCGAUGUCCUGCCUGGCGGCCGAGCGACUCAGCACGCCUCUCUCGUCCAUUUCCGAGCAAGUCUCGAUCCCUCGCUCCGCCAUCCGCAGCGCCCUGAUGGAGCGCGCGGCGGAGGACAUCAACAGAGCCCUGGAGGAGGUGAAGUUGUCGGUGGUCUCCUACCUGACCAACUCCAUCAUGGAUCAGAUUCUACAGGAGCUGUACACCACCCAUAAAACCCUGCUGAGGCAGGUGUCUCAGGUGAAGCGCUGUGAUGACGGCGGGACGGGGCGGCGCACCAUCAGACAGUCCAGAAUGAUGGAGUCUCUGGAUUUUCCUGAUGAGGACUUGGGCGUCAACCUGGGAAUAGACACGAUGGCCAUAAAGAAGAGGAGCUCCCGAACUAGACGGAUCCGUCCCGUCUCCACCAGACAGAGUCUGGAGGAGCCCAGUCCCUCUCCGACGCCCUCUGCCCCACCGCCCUCCGCCCCUCUCACCCACUCGGCAUCGUGGGAGUGUCUGUCCACCCUGCCGACCAACGGCUCGCCGCUGCGCCACGUGACCCACGUCCGGCCUCACCCGCCGCGGAGGCACAGGGCGGGCCACCCUUCCCCAGAAUCUCAUUGUUCGGAGAACGGAGGAGUCAGUAUGCUGGAGGACGGACUGCCGGACUUCUACAGCAAGAGAGUUCUACCUGACAGUCAGUUGUCGUGCCUCCAUCAGGGCCAGUCGCUGAGGAGAAAGAAAAGACGCAGCGUCUUGUCCAUUUUCACCGGCUUCCGCAAGAACCGCAACUCCACCGUCUCCAAUCAGGACUCUGACGCCUCGGAGAACGUCUACUCGAUGAUUCAGCACCCGAAGGAGGCCGGCAGGCCGGAGGGCACCGGGACCGGGAUGAGGGCCGCCAGCCCCUCCUGCCUCAUCCAGAGACAGUCCACAGACCUGGUCAGCAUGGUGUACAGCUGCAUCGGGGCCGAGAUCGAGGACUCGGACGGGAGCAGCAGCUGCGACGUCCGAGAGAUGGACGAGCACGAGGCCGACCGAACGGCCGCCGCCUCCGCCGCACCUGCAGAUGCUCCGACUAAUGGCCGCGCGGCGUCCUCCUCUUCCUCCCCCUCCUCCUCCUCCUCCACCCACCACACGGACAGACGGGCGGAGAGCCGGCCGGAGCGGGUUGCGCCCCCGAUGGUCCCGGAGGAGGAGAGGGAGGGCGUUGGGAGCGGGGGCGCGAGGCCAGAGCCUCCUCCGCAGAGCAUCAAGCCCAGCCUGGCUGCUAUGAGGCAGCAGCACCUGCAGGACAAUCUGGAAGAGGCGGGCCGGCUGCAGGGGGAAGGAGACCAGAGCGAAAGCCGGCCGGAGGAGAAGCGGCGAGGGCCGGAGGGCCAGCGACCUCCGCCGCCCGGCAAGCCCGGGCUCCACCUCCCGCGGGACGACACCUCUCCCAGAGCCUCGCCUGUGGGUCCGGGCGAAGAAGCGACCGAUGGCCGGAGGAGCCCGCCUCCUCCCGCUCGGCCAAUCGCCGGAGAGGAGGGCGCCGCCGACGGCGGGGAGAGCCCAGCGGCGGCGGGCGUGGAGGCGGCCGACGCCGUCAGUGAAGAUGAGGAAGAAGGUGAUGACGGAGCAGCAGCGCGGCACACCAGGAAGUCCGACUCGUUUGACAUCGGUGACGAGAGCCCCCGGCCGGCUGACGGAGACGUGCUAUGACGUUACCAGUGGACGGGAGGAAACUUGCUGGCCAGGGAACGCUGGACCAAGGAGGACUGGAGAGAGACGAGCUUUUAAAACUGUGUGGACCGAGAGGACGAAGCUGCAACGGCUCCUCUGAUUUUAUCUUCCUCUCCUUUUUAAUCCACGUGAACAUCGGUUGAUCAAAAUGCAUGUCGGGGUACGCUUUCCGUCCGGUUGCACCUGCUGUGGUCUUCCUCAGGCUUUAGGGAGUCGCUCUGACCGUCGCUCCGUGUCUCCCGUGCGCUCUUCAUGAACCCUUUUAUGCGUUUGCGUAACAUGAUUUAACGUCUGCUCCCCGUCGUUUACUGACAAUCUGUGACUGCUAAAAGUUUGUAAUGUAUUUAUCCAAACGGAGAUGUAAAUACCGAAUAUGAAACUGUACUAACCGUCGUGGAACCCUAACAAUCAUGUUUUUAAUUGUGAUCUUAUAUAAUUGGAUAACUGUGUAACUAUGUUUUUGUUUUUUUCCCUGUAUGCUGACGUUGAUGAUUGAGAUUUGAGUUAUCAUGCAAGAGUAUUUAAGUAUCCCUGACGGUUUUAAUCAGAUUUUUUCAGGCCUGAAAAUGAGUAUUUUCUAAAAAUGGUUCUCCAAAUCAGAAUAAAUAAAAUUGACUUUACACAAAGAA